UUCUGAAGGAGUGCUUGCUAAGCCCCAAACCUGAGGAUUAUACAUGUGAUAGAGUUGCUCAGGUCAAUACUGAUUGGAGAUACUGUCCUCACUGGACCUGCUCAGAAACAGGAGCUGAAAAUUCCUCCUUAACCUGAGAGUUCUCUGGGAAGCACAUGAGAUUUCAUUUGACUGGUUUAUACCUGUGAGAAGUUCCCCAAGCCUGAAAUCUUCCACCCUGAACCCGUGUGGCUGUUGGCACACCGCUCCUGGGAUCACAAUUUGUUGAAAAAAGGAUUCAAAAAAGUUUCAGAGAACUGGAAAAAGAAUGCUCCGAGGCCGAUCUCUAUCUGUGACAUCCCUGAGUGGGCUGCCUCAGUGGGAAGUUGAAGAGCUUCCUGUGGAGGAUUUACUGCUUUUUGAAGUCGCUUGGGAAGUAACCAACAAAGUUGGUGGCAUCUAUACUGUGAUUCAGACAAAGGCCAAAACCACAGCAGAUGAAUGGGGAGACAAUUAUUUUCUGAUUGGCCCAUAUUUUGAGCAUAAUAUGAAGACUCAGGUGGAACAGUGUGAACCUAUAAAUGAUGCUGUUAGAAGAGCAGUGGACACAAUGAAUAAACAUGGCUGCCAGGUGCACUUUGGAAGAUGGCUGAUAGAAGGGAGUCCUUACGUGGUGCUAUUUGACAUAGGCUAUUCGGCUUGGAACCUGGACAGGUGGAAGGGUGACCUCUGGGAAGCAUGCAGUGUCGGCAUCCCUUAUCAUGACCGAGAAGCCAACGAUAUGCUAAUAUUUGGAUCUUUAACUGCCUGGUUCUUAAAAGAGGUGACAGAUCAUGCAGAUGGGAAACAUGUCAUUGCCCAAUUCCAUGAAUGGCAGGCAGGAACUGGGCUGAUCCUUUCUCGAGCUCGGAAACUUCCCAUUGCUACAAUAUUUACCACUCAUGCCACACUGCUUGGGAGGUAUCUCUGUGCAGCAAACAUUGAUUUCUACAACCAUCUUGAUAAGUUUAACAUAGACAAAGAGGCUGGGGAAAGGCAGAUUUACCACCGGUAUUGCAUGGAGCGGGCCUCUGUCCAUUGUGCUCAUGUAUUCACCACAGUAUCUGAAAUAACUGCAAUAGAAGCAGAACAUAUGCUAAAGAGGAAGCCUGAUGUAGUUACUCCAAAUGGCCUGAGUGUUAAGAAAUUUUCAGCAGUACAUGAGUUUCAAAAUCUACAUGCCAUGUACAAGGCCAGGAUCCAAGAUUUUGUUCGAGGUCAUUUCUAUGGUCAUCUGGACUUUGAUCUUGAAAAGACUUUGUUCCUUUUCAUUGCUGGGAGAUAUGAGUUUUCAAACAAAGGUGCUGACAUCUUCCUAGAAGCCUUAUCCAGGCUUAAUUUUCUGCUGAGGAUGCAUAAAAGUGACGUCACGGUAGUGGUAUUUUUCAUUAUGCCUGCCAAGACAAAUAAUUUCAACGUGGAAACACUGAAAGGCCAGGCAGUGCGGAAACAGCUAUGGGACAUUGCACAUUCUGUAAAGGAAAAAUUUGGAAAGAAACUCUAUGAUGCAUUGUUAAGAGGAGAAAUUCCUGACAUGAACAAUAUUCUGGAUCGAGAUGAUGUAACAAUUAUGAAAAGAGCCAUCUUUUCAACUCAGCGACAGUCUUUGCCUCCAGUGACCACUCACAACAUGAUUGAUGACUCCACUGAUCCCAUCCUCAGCACCAUUAGACGGAUUGGACUUUUCAACAGCCGCUCAGACAGAGUCAAGGUGAUUUUGCACCCAGAAUUUCUAUCUUCCACCAGCCCAUUAUUACCCAUGGAUUAUGAAGAGUUUGUCCGAGGUUGUCAUCUUGGUGUAUUUCCAUCAUACUAUGAACCGUGGGGUUAUACUCCAGCUGAAUGCACUGUGAUGGGUAUCCCCAGUGUGACAACCAACCUUUCCGGCUUUGGCUGUUUCAUGCAGGAGCAUGUGGCUGAUCCUACUGCUUACGGUAUUUACAUUGUUGAUAGGCGGUUCCGCUCUCCGGAUGAUUCCUGCAAUCAGCUGACUCAGUUUCUGUAUGGAUUUUGCAAACAGUCACGCCGCCAAAGAAUUAUUCAGAGAAACCGAACUGAGAGGCUCUCCGAUCUUCUGGAUUGGAGAUAUUUGGGCAGAUAUUAUCAGCAUGCCAGGUACCUGACACUAAGCAGAGCUUUUCCAGAUGAAUUCCAUAUGGAGGCUCCAUCACCACCAACAACCGAAGGAUUUAAAUACCCCAGGCCUUCCUCAGUUCCACCUUCCCCUUCAGGGUCUCAGGUCUCUAGUCCUCAAAGCAGUGAUGUGGAAGAUGAAGAAGAGGAUGAGCGAUACAAUGAGGAAGAGGAGGCUGAAAGGGAUCGGUUAAAUAUCAAGUCACCAUUUUCUCUGGGCCGUGUUCCUCGUGGGAAGAAGAAGCUGCAUGGAGAAUACAAGAACUGAAUUCCAUGCUGGUCGAACAGAGCUCAUGUAGUAAGAACAGAGGAAGAGUGAUUAUUUAAAGAAAAGAAAGUGCUACACAUUUCAUUCUCUUCUUCUCAAUGUUACAACGGGAUUUAUUCUCUGCCUAUGAAGGGGAGAUGAAGUGAAUGGCAAUUUGGUAAUUUCUAAUAAAAUUCAAGUUAUUUUCUUUCCCCCAUUCCUUUAUUCCCAGUAAAUUUAGGCAUGAGGAGGAGUGUUCAUUAAAGGAGGAAGACUAGAAGUAUUUUUAAAAUGGUUAAUUUAAGCAAUAAGAAUUUUCAUUUGCUAAUGUACAUUUUGAAAUUAGCAUCACCAUAAUCCUGUGCUUAGUAUUUAUACAACUGCCGUAUCUUCCAAACAAGUCUCCUAUUUUCCCCAAAAGGGAUCCUGAUCUGAGCCCAUAUUUUAAAUAACUCGAUCUUUAGUGACUAUUUUCAUGCUUCACAUGACUCAGAGCCAUAAAUUUCUAUCUAGCUCUGAACACAAUAAAAAAUCCAUAAGAAAAAAGCUGUCUUAAAUCCAGAUCCUGAUACAUAGUAAUUCAUAUUUACAAGGUCACGUCUCAACUUAAUGAUGGGAAGAUGUUACCACCUGCACUAUACCAUGUGACUGUAACAAUUUUUCUAUUCUUUAAAAGGAAAGCUGUUUGGAAGGAAAACUUGGUCAGUCUUCAGUCUUUUAAAAUCCAAAUAAAUUAAUAUAUCGAUAUUUAAUAUCAAGAUCAAAAUAUCAAUUAAGCUUUCAUUGAUGUCUUGUUUUCACUUGUUUAGACAUUUAAAUAAGACAAACAGUAUAAAAUACCUGCUAUGAAAUAGUGCCUUAUAAAGGAUAACAUUUAAAGCUAUCUUUUAAAAAAUUAAAAAAAGAAAAUAUAGAGUCUACUUAAUUAUAAUAAGGGCAAUGUCUCUAACACAUGCAUGAUGUGCUUAGAGACAUUGUUGAAUGAUUGUAGUUUAACAUAUUUAUGCUUUAAAUGUAAUGAAAUCUAUAUAGGUAAAAAAAGAAACAAUCCACAAACCCCACCUUCACUCUUGGACUAUUAUUUCCACAACUUAAGGAUUAUUACACUUAGAUCACAAUGAAUAGGUUGUUUGGCAUAUCAGUUGACCUGGAUCUGCAGAGGUUUUUCUUCUUCUUCUUCUUCUUCUUCUUCUUCUUCUUCUUCUUCUUCUUCUUCUUCUUCUUCUUCAUCUGCAGAAGUUUUAAACAAGUUUUAGUCUGGGGAACCUGGCUGGCUCAGUUGGUAGAGCAUGCAACUCUCCAUCUCAGGAUUGUAAGUUUGAGCCCCACGUUGGGUGUGGAGAUUACUUAGCAAUAAGAAAGAAAGAAAGAAGAAAGAAAGAAAGAAAGAAAGAAAGAAAGAAAGAAAGAAAGAAAGAAGAAAGAAAGAAAGAAAGAAAGAAAGAAAGAAAGAAAGAAAGAAAGAAAAGAAAAGAAAAGAAAGAAAGAAAAAGUUUAGCCUGCUCAGUGCUGGAUUGUUGAUGGCAACAAGGGAAGAAUAAUAGGCCAUGUGUGAGAUGGUUCAGGACUAGUGGAAAAAAAAUUUUUAAGAUUUUAUUUAUUUAUGAGAGACGCACACACACACACACACACACACACAGAGAGAGAGGCAUAGACACAGGCAGAGAGAGAAGCAGGUUCUACGCAGGGAGCCCAACGUGGGACUUGAUCUCGGGUCUCCAGGAUCACACCUUCAGGCUGAAGGUAGGGCUAAACCUCUGGGCCACUGGGGCUGCCCUAGUGGAAAACUGUAAUACAGCUCUCCUACGGUCUGCCCCAUUGUUAAGAAAAAGUAGAUGAAGGUGGAUAUAAGCCCAGUGGAAGAUGGUUGCAAACUCACUUCAUUUAGAGGUUCAGGAAAAAGAGAAAUAAAUUACCUAAAACCUAAUCCUUGAAAAAUGUCUGUCGAUGCCAAUUAACCCAAUGUCUGCAGAGCAGUUUGGGAACGUCUGCACAGGAAAUCAGAAAAUAUGAGAGGGAUUUGUAUUACAAUAUAAACACUCAUUCGCUGAAGUGUCAGAAAAAUCUUACGAUAAAAAGAGGUUUAAUGUUACAAUAACCAUAAAAAUAUAUUCCUAGUAAAGUGGCAUAAUGUGUAUAUUCAAAUGAUAUCCGUGGUUGGUAACUGGCUAGUCCACUGUUAUUGAAAGCAUGAGGUUUCCUCAGUAAAAUAGCUUCUUUAAAAAAAUAUUUAUUUGAGAAAUCUCUACACCAAAUGUGGAGCUCAAACUCAUGAUCCCAAGAUCAAGAUUCUCACGUUCUUCUGACUAAGCUAGCCAGGAGCCCCAGUAAAAUAGCUUCUUAAUAUAAAACUUUAAAAUUCAAGUGCUUUUUUUUUUAAAAAAAUGGAAGAACAGUUCUCUAAUUAGAAAUGAGUACAAAUGAUAGAGCUUGUGGAAAUUCACAGACUUGCAAACACCUGGUUUUGAGCCACCUAGUUCUACCCUGCACUCGCUCCUCUAUUCAGAGAGCUGCUGCCCCUGGAUUCCAUCCCCUUCCUCCAGUCAUUUUUUUGUCCUCUCCCCAAGACUGACAAAGCCAGAUGAGGAGCAACAGACAGGAUUGUUAGUAGAAGACUCUGUUUCUAGCACAGUGCCUUAUAUACAGUAGCUGCACAAAUGAAUGGUCUCCCUGGGAGUAGAGGUACAGAAAAACUGAUGUUUUUAAAGUGUAUGUAUUCAUAAGCUGGAGUACAGGAACUAUAGAAAAUAGUCAAUGUGUGCUUGACCAGCUGACAGAAGACUUUUUUAAUGCAUUGGACCACCCUCUUCCUUCCAUGUUAAGAAUUAGGGUGAGCAGAGCUGGUUUUACAUAUACUGAUGAGAAUAUCAAAUGUUGCAAGUGCUCUGCUAAUUGUUUCCCAGGGCACAAGGAGGACUCAGGAGAGGGACUGGUCAAAUGUACUUGGGGAGGCCUAAAGGGUGAGGAUACACUUAUGUGAAGUCACAUGGGGGUACAAUUGCCAGCUUCACAUGGGGCAGGCAGAGGGAGAGGGAGAAGCUGGCUCGCCGCUGAGCAGAGAGCAGGACCUGGGGCUCAAUCAAAGGACCCUGGCAUCAUGACCUGAGCCGCAGGCAGAUGCCCAACCCACUGAGCCACCCAGGCGCCCACCCAGUUUUAAAACACAAGCCGUACAAAUGUGAACAUCUUUUGUCCAUUUCAAUUUUGAAAAAGCUAGAAAUAAAGAGAAUUGCAAAGAUAUUCCAAGAGACAUAGAAUGUUAUAGCAGCUGGGCAUAGGGGCUUGUAUGCAAAUACCAUGUUAAUGAGGCACAUCUGUACAGCAGAACAAUAUUCAAGGAAUUUAAGCACGUAUACAAUACUUGGUACUAUAUAUCAUAUGAAUUGUAUUCUAAUAUGAUACUGUAUUGUUUUAAUAAUUGUUGCUUAUUUAGAAAGUUUUUGAAAACUUUUUAAAUUUCAAGUGUGAAAUGCUUGAGAUUUUUCUAUUUAGUAGUGGGAAGAAUUAUUUCACAUGUUGGGGUUUUAAAAUAGUCUUGGAGUAAGCAUAAUAUUUAAAUAGCCAGUAUGUACACACCUAUAUCGGAUGAGCAAAAUCUCAAUAAACUGGACAUAGGUAUUAUCUAGAAAAUCCACUUAAAGUCAAAUCAUAACAAAUCACAGAUGCCUAUUACGAUACCACAAAAUUUUUUUAAUGCUAACAUAUUUUUGGAAGAGAUAAAUGUAACAAUAACUUGAAUAUAGUUUCAUUAUUCAAUUAUGAUACAAGAUACAGACAAAUCUUAUAAGCAGGGUUUUAAUUUCAUAACACAGUGAAUUGUAAUUCCAAGGUACAUUCACAUAAAGAAAUCCUUUAGCUACUGAAUAAUGACUAUAUACUGACGACAGUAAGAAUUAACAAUACUUUCCACUAUGACAUUUAUCAAUAACAACUCUCAACUAAUUAGGUGAAAAAAAAUUAACAUGUUGAUCAUAUUGUAAUUCCAAAUAAAUAGGUUAUUAUG
This is a messenger RNA of Nyctereutes procyonoides (raccoon dog), 6401 nucleotides long. RefSeq names its product glycogen synthase 2 (gene GYS2). The transcript has 16 exons. Gene Ontology annotation, biological process: glycogen biosynthetic process. The record is from RefSeq and is a predicted model, not a curated record. Lineage: Eukaryota; Metazoa; Chordata; Mammalia; Carnivora; Canidae. Gene Ontology annotation, molecular function: alpha-1,4-glucan glucosyltransferase (UDP-glucose donor) activity. Gene Ontology annotation, cellular component: cytoplasm. Bases 308 to 2419 code for a protein of 703 amino acids.